AUGGAUCACAGCUUCGAUAUCACGACGGACACAGGCGCUGCCUCAAUCCACGGCGGCAUCAUUCCCCUGGAACCCCUCAAUCCCAAGGCCAAGCUAAGAACAGCCAAUCAAACCAGCACCAACAACGGCAGCGACGCGCAGUUGAACCCUCCAGCCCCCGAAGAAGAAGAUGCCCCAAGAGCGCAGGGCUCGAGUGGCCUGGGGAUAUCCAAGACCAGAGGUGUAAUUGUCAUCGUCACUCUUGCGGGCAUCAGCUUUCUCAAUACUAUGGGCUCAGGCAUUCUCAUCGCUGCGCUUCCCAAGAUCGCUGACGACGUUGGCCUCUCUGAGAACCUCAUCCUCUGGCCCGCAGCGGUGUACGCGCUCGCAGCAGGAUGCCUAUUACUCAUCUUUGGUGCCAUCGCAGAUGUUGUCGGAGCCAAAUUGAUGUGGGUUACUGGGAGUUUUCUCUUUGUCGCUUUCACACUGGCUGUCGGCCUUGCUCAGACGGGCAUUCAGGUCAUUCUCUUUAGAACAUUGCUCGGAGCAUCUAUUUCCAUGUGCUUACCCACCGCUGUCAGUUUGAUAGCAAACACAUUCCCCAAGGGACCUUGGAGAAAUGUCGCAUUCGCGAUCAAUGGCAUGGGCAGUCCUCUUGGCUACGCUCUCGGCCUUGUUCUUGGAGGCAUCUUCACCGAUACAAUCGGCUGGAGAUGGGCAUACUACAUGAGCGCAAUCAUCAACUUUUGUCUAUCCACCGGCGCAAUCUGGUCUCUGCCAUCUGUGUACACACCCUCCGAGCGAAAGUGGACGACUCGCUUAAUGCAUGAGAUUGACUGGGUUGGAGCUACUACCAUGAGUGUUGCACUUGGCAUGCUGCUAUAUGUCCUUGCAAUGAUCUCAUCAUCCUAUAAAAGGCUGGAUGACCCGCAAAAUAUUGCGUUGUUGACCGUUGCCAUUAUUCUCUUGGCUGCAUUUCCAUUCUGGAUGGACUAUCAGGUCAAGCGUGAGAAGCCAGCCUUGAUACCCAACAGCCUCUGGAAGAACCGGUCUUUCACAUCUGUUUGCAUCGCUGUCUUCUUGUGUUGGGCUUCGCUGAAUGGUAUCGAGUAUUUCACAACGCUAUACUUCCAAAAGGUCGAGGGUCUGUCAGCUCUAGAAAGCUCCCUCAGGUUUCUGCCUCAUGUCAUCAUGGGUGUAGCGGUCAACAUCAUCACUGGCCUACUCAUUGCCAAAGUCAAGGUUCGCACAUUGGCUGUUGUCUCAGCACUUGUGACGAUGGUGGCUGCACCUCUGAUGGCGACUGUUGAUGUUGGUGAGAAUUACUGGCUUGCUCCGUUUUGGGCCAUGUUCCUUUCGCCUGUCAACCCAGAUGUGCUGUUUACUGUGUCGAACCUCGUGAUUUCCGACGCUUAUCCCCCAGAGAUGCAAUCCCUCGCUGGUGGCGUCUUCAACGAGGUAGCUCAAUUCGGUAAUUCAGUCGGUUUAGCCAUCACUGCUGCGAUCGCUGCUUCAGUUACAGAGCACUCAAAUAUCACGGAGCGCCAAGAGGCUUUAAUGAAAGGCUAUAGGGCUGCGUUUUGGACCAUCUUUGCCAGUUGUAGCACUGUCACCAUUGUAGUAUGGCUUGGCUUGAAGAAGGGCGGUAUCGUGGGAAGGAAGCAGGAUUAA
Molecule: messenger RNA, 1650 nt
Organism: Fusarium musae
Lineage: Eukaryota; Fungi; Ascomycota; Sordariomycetes; Hypocreales; Nectriaceae
Exons: 3
Coding region: 1-1650 (549 amino acids)
Biological process (GO): transmembrane transport
Cellular component (GO): membrane
Molecular function (GO): transmembrane transporter activity
Source: RefSeq, a predicted model, not a curated record